Molecule: messenger RNA, 1380 nt
Organism: Trichoderma virens Gv29-8
Lineage: Eukaryota; Fungi; Ascomycota; Sordariomycetes; Hypocreales; Hypocreaceae
Exons: 4
Coding region: 1-1380 (459 amino acids)
Biological process (GO): positive regulation of transcription by RNA polymerase II
Cellular component (GO): nucleus
Molecular function (GO): zinc ion binding; DNA-binding transcription factor activity, RNA polymerase II-specific; sequence-specific DNA binding
Source: RefSeq, a predicted model, not a curated record
AUGUCUCGAGACCAAGCAGUAACCCCAAAAUUUUUAGAAAGCGACAAGCAACCCAAACUUCGGAGUGCCUGCGAUGGCUGCCACGCUGCAAAGAUCCGGUGCACGGGAGGCACACCAUGUGCUCGCUGCGCAAGAGAGAAUCUACGAUGCCACUACAGCUUCAAGGCAAAAAUUGGGAAACCGAAAGGUAGCCUGAACAAAAAGACAAUAGAGCGGAUGCAGCAAAUGGCGAAGCCUGCAGGAAACAACCAAAGAGCGCCACCAUCAGAAGCCACAGCUCCGCGUUCCGAGACCCUAGCUACAAUACCAUAUGCAGCGAACAAUCUAUUGUUAUCACCUGUCAGUGGUGAAAGCACAACUGCCGAUGUUGUCCUAUUGCCUCAAAACAGUCAUGAGAUCCAGGAUACAAUAAGUUCUAAGCCACUUGCCCUCGGUCAUUCUGAUAAUCUUGUAUAUGAGGGAGAUGAUCUCGAUGGGAUGGAAAAUUGGCAUUCGAUGGUAGCGGCCAGCAGUAUCGAAAUGGUUAGAUCAACACUGACCACGGUCAGGAAUCUACCCAAACAACCUCACACUCAACUGGUUCGUGCUCGCCCAUGUUCCGCGGGGAUCUUUGGAGCCUCUGGUAGAAUAUAUGCUAUCGAAGCCACAGCUAACCAUCCCCAAGACCAAGAUCCAGACAGCAGCAGGACUACGAAUAAAAUACCCAUCGGGUAUGAAGACGACUCGAGCUUCUGGCGUAAUACCACUUUUUCGCAAAUAUCUGGCGCGAUUGACCCAUCAUUCUCACAACUUUCCCCGUACUCAUCGAAGUCGACGCCAUCUGGCCAGAUCGAUCGGCAAUGUAGCAACCAUGCUUCCAUACUGUCGCCAUAUGCCGGACCAUCCCCACCCCACACGCACCCCUCAUCUCCCUGCACUUGCUUUGCUAUGUUAAGCAGCCGUCUUUGCGAACUGCAAGCCUUAUCAAUAGCCACAGAACAAGCGCGGGCAAUUGACUCAUUAUUGGUUCAGUCACAGACCACAAUACCUUACAUUAAAACGCUCUUCAAGUGUCAUAACUGCAUGAGGGACACGCAAGGACUCCUCAUGGCCACUAUGGUUUUAUCUCGUUUACUGACGUGGACACGACUUUCUCUGAUAGAUCAAGAGCUUGGCCUGAUUUCAGCACAGGUACGCCUAGGAAAGUUCACUGGCUCAAGAGAAUUGGGUAUCAUGGUGACGCGGCUGCUUCUCCGAACUCACUGGGUUGAUCAGAUUGGAUACGAUAAAGCGGAUAGAAGUUAUUUGGCUACACAGGCUGAGAACUUUAGGCUGGAACUAAAGCAGUUUUCCGAGAAAGUGCCUGACGUAUCACGACUUAGCUUUCUUAUGGCUGUAUAA